UGCUUUAAUGCGAAACGUAAUUAACCCGGAAAAAAGAGCCGAGAGACAAGAGAGAAGGAGGGGUGGGGGUGAGGGGGAGAAGAGCGAGAGGAGCGAGAGGCCCCGAGAGUUUGGCAGCGAGAUAAAGAAAUCCCCCGAGAGCGACGGCCCGGCCGGGCGGAGAGGCGCGUCCCACCCCGAUGUAACCCACCCUGCCCGAGCCCCGGCCGCCGCACGGCGGGGGUGAUGUGAGCAGAGCCCAGGAAUGCCUUAUGUGGAUCGACAGAACCGAAUCUGUGGGUUUCUGGACAUCGAGGAGAAUGAGAACAGUGGCAAGUUUCUACGGAGGUACUUUAUUCUGGACACCCAGGCCAACUGCCUUCUCUGGUACAUGGACAACCCCCAGAACCUGGCAAUGGGGGCAGGAGCCGUUGGAUCUUUGCAGCUGACCUACAUCUCGAAGGUGAGCAUAGCUACUCCGAAGCAGAAACCCAAAACUCCAUUUUGCUUUGUCAUCAAUGCCCUCUCUCAGAGGUAUUUUCUUCAAGCUAAUGACCAGAAGGAUCUGAAGGACUGGGUGGAAGCCCUGAACCAAGCCAGCAAGAUCACCGUACCCAAAGUUGGGAACCUGGCCUUGACUACCGAAGUUAUAAAAAGCCUACCAGCUCCUCCAGCCCUAGAGAAGAAGCCGCAGGUGGCCUAUAAGACAGAGAUCAUCGGAGGGGUGGUGGUACACACGCCCAUCAACCAGAAUGGUGGGGAUGGGCAGGAAGGGAGUGAGCCCGGGUCCCACGCCAUCCUUCGAAGGUCUCAGAGUUACAUCCCCACGACAGGCAGCCGUGUUCCCUCCGGGCCCCCCCUCAUUAAGAGCGGCUACUGUGUGAAGCAAGGGAAUGUGCGGAAGAGCUGGAAACGUCGCUUCUUUGCACUUGAUGACUUUACUAUCUGCUACUUCAAGUGUGAGCAGGACCGAGAACCACUGCGCACUAUAUUUCUCAAGGACGUUCUCAAGACCCAUGAGUGUCUGGUCAAAUCUGGUGAUCUCUUAAUGAGGGACAACCUGUUUGAAAUCAUAACAAGCUCCAGGACCUUCUACAUACAGGCGGACAGUCCAGAAGACAUGCACAGCUGGAUUAAGGAGAUCGGGGCAGCUGUUCAGGCCCUCAAGUGCCACCCCAGAGAUAUGUCCUUUUCUAGAUCCAUCUCUUUGACUCGCUCUGGAAGCUCUGGCCUCUCAGGGGGGCCCAACUCUGUCCUGUGUAGGGGGCGGCCACCUAUGGAAGAGAAAAAAGCUCUCUGCAAAGCCCCCUCUGUGGCUUCCUCCUGGCAACCCUGGACCCCCGUCCCACAGGCCGGGGACAAGCUGCUUCCAGCUGAAGAGACUCCUGGGGACUCUUUGUUCAUGCCCCGGCUUGGGGAGAGCAGUACUUCUGGGGUGUUGCCCAGCUCCCGGAUAAGGCACAGGUCGGAGCCCCAGCACCCCAAGGAGAAACCAUUUCUGUUCAGCCUUGAUGAUGAGAGCAUACGGACUUCUGAUGUGUGAUAGGGCACAGUGCCCUGGGAGGGGGGAGGACUCAAGAAAAGGAGGCCAUGACUCAGUUUCCCUACAUUUUGGAGGACAGUCAGAGACCCUUUGGCACUCAUAUUCCUGUGGAUGCUAUGUGGGAGGGGCCCAUCCAGCUGGCCUGU
Molecule: messenger RNA, 1668 nt
Organism: Odobenus rosmarus divergens (Pacific walrus)
Lineage: Eukaryota; Metazoa; Chordata; Mammalia; Carnivora; Odobenidae
Gene: PLEKHA2
Product: pleckstrin homology domain containing, family A (phosphoinositide binding specific) member 2
Exons: 12
Coding region: 245-1522 (425 amino acids)
Cellular component (GO): membrane; cytoplasm
Molecular function (GO): PDZ domain binding
Source: RefSeq, a predicted model, not a curated record